ACCAAACCACGCCCAACCCAUCGUCACCGCCAGAGGCGCUGCUCCAAGCAGGUCUCGAUCAGCAUCAAAGGACUACAACGACACGAGGACCCCUUCCAUUGCAUAAUCUCAUUGCUCGUCACCAUUAUAUCGCAUAGCCACGCCGCCAGUCGCAACGACAUCCCUCUUCCACCUUCUUGUAGGGCGGCAACGCUCCCCUUGUCGCCAAGAUGUUCUGGCGAUUUGGCUUCGCUUCGACUUCGACGCUUGACACUCUCCUCGACAAGCAGGGGAUCACAGUCGAAGAGUUGCUCGACGAGGAUGACCUACUGCAGGAAUGCAAAGCUCAGAAUGCCAAGCUCGUCGACUUCCUCAAGCAGCCGCGCGUCAUCAAGAGGCUCUUCGAGCAUGUCGUUGGGUCCGCAGAGGUAUCAGGACCUGGCGGCAGAGAGUGGGAGGAAAAGGUUCGAUUCAAAUACCCGUACGUCGCAUCAGAGGUCCUCUCGAGCGAGACGCUGGCCAUCGUAGAGGCCGCCCUCGCUCAAUCAGAAGAGCUUCUCGACCCAUUCUGGAAUGCCAUUUUGCAUUCGAAGCCUGGUCAUGUACAAGCACCGCUGCCCCAUCACUCGCACCCGCUCCUCGCCGGCUCACCAUCAGCAUCGCCCCAACCACCACCAAGCAUGGCACUCCCUACUGUCCUGGGAGGCGGCUCGACUGCGGGCAAUGAGGAUGAGAAAAAGGCUGAAGGCACAUCAUCUUCAUCUGUACCGACGCUUGGCCAGUCAAUGCCCUCAGCAUCGACCUCAUCGCUUCACUCUUCGUCCGAGGGCCCACACGUAGUAAGAGCGAGCGACAAUGGACCAGGAAAGAGCGUCCUCGCUGGAUACUGGGCGAAGGUCAAUGGCGUCUUCCUCGACAAGAAGCCUCGCGAGAUGCUAGCAUACAUUCACGCUCUACCGCGCAUCGUAGAGCGCUUCGUCGCUCAUCUGGAGACGCCCGCAGUCGUCGACCUCCUCUAUCGCAUCAUUUCGUGCGAGCAAUCGCUACCCAACGCCGGAGUCAUCGAGUGGCUUUCGGAGCAAGGACUUGUACCGCAGAUCGUCGAUCUACUUUCACCUUCGCACUCUGUCGAUCUCCACAACACCGUUUCGGAGCUCAUCAAGGCCAUCAUUGCACUGUCAGCGCCUUCACCGGCAGGUAUGGUGGGGCAGGACGGCUUCGGUUACGGGGCCGGAGGCUCCUCGUUCGGGCAGCCGGAGCAGCCAAUUGGCGUUGUCAAUAAGCUGGUACGAGAGCUGGCCAGCGAGGCGAUAGUGCGCAAGCUCGUCUCCUUCAUGCUGGACUCAACGCACCCUUCCAACCUGCAGAGGCGGCUGUCCCAGGUAGCGUCGGGCGAAGGUGGUCGAGGAAGCGACGAUGAGGGGGAUGAUGAUGACGAGGGUGGGCUGUCCUUUUCCCUCUCCAAGGGCAAGCGUUCAGAUCGACUCCUCGGCCUGUCCACGAACCAAGAGACAGCCGUAGACGACGAUGAGGACGACCUUCCUCUCAAUCCGUCGCUUACGCCGGCCUUCGAAAGCAGCAAGUCUCCCAUGCACCGCGAUUCAACCGUCACUGUACGCCCAACGGACUUCUUCCCCCCAGUAAAGGCACCGAUGUGCCCGGUGUCACCUGAGACGUGCUCAUCGUCCCUCAUCAUCGGCAUCGGUAUCCUCAUAGAGCUGAUCAGAAAGAACAACUCCGACUACUUCGAGCAACAUCUCUUCCAUGCGCUGCGCUCCCACCUACUGCAGCGCCAACAGGAGAUCAGCGCUGGCAAGGCGCAGGCGCGCAGUGAGGGGACUUUGACGGAGGAGCCAAAGGAUGAGGAGGACGAGGAGAUGGAGGGCAUGGAAGAGGCAAUGGCUGAGAUGACUGGCAAGCUGGGCAUUGUGCAUCUCGGGCCGAUGCUUUCGGUGCUCUGCGAGCGACUCAGUGACUUCCAGGCAUUGAUCGAGCGUACGCCGGCGGAGCAGCAGGAAUUGACUACGACGCUGGGCAAAGUGCGGCCAUUGACCUUUGAGCGGUAUCGUAUUACGGAGCUCUAUGCCGAGCUGCUUCACUGCUCGAACAUGGCGCUACUCAACAGGGCGCAAGGGGAGGGACCGCAAUACUCGGUAGACGGCAUCCUGCAGGGUGGGAUCCAGGGUCUCCAAGUCCUGGCACGGACGCUGCAAGGCUCUGAUGCUGACGACAGCACGGCAGGAGAUAGCGCUGAUCCAGUAGCGACAGCUGCUGCGGCUGGCCAAACCUCGUCGACAUCGUCAUCACCACCCAAAUCUCCCUCGUCCGGCAAGCACACUCGUCAAGCCUCAACGAUCGGCGGUGACGAGUCAACCAACACCGAGAGUGACCCAUUUGCCGACGACGGUGGCGAGGCAUCCGGCAGCGCCGCCUCGCCCACCUCCCCAUCGCGCACGCCAGAAGAGGAGGAGGAAGAAGCCAAGAGCAUCCGUUCCGCCCUCUCCAGCAUGUCGCUCGCCGACCUCACCUCCCCUGCUCCCUCCGAGCCGCCAUCUCCCAGCUUGCAAGAUGGGAACAAGAAAGCGCUGGUGGUGGGUGAUCUCCUUAAGCAACGCUUCCUCGACGUAGGAAUCAUUCCCUCGGUGCUGGGGCUGUUCUUCAAUUACCCGUGGAACAACUUCUUGCACAAUGUCGUCUACGAUAUUUUGCAGCAAUGUUUCAAUGGCCGCAUGGACUCCGGCCUGAAUCGCAGCCUCACCCUUGCUGUCUUUUCGCAAGGCUCCCUCCCCUCCAAGAUCCUCGACGGGCACCGCCGCAAUGACGAGUCUAUGGCUGGCCCUCGCAAGAUCCGCCUAGGAUUCAUGGGCCAUAUGAACUUGAUUGCCGAAGAAACUUGCAAGUUGUUGGAGCGAUACCCCAAGGAUGUGGCCGAGAAUGUCGAGGUGCCGCAGCCGGAAUGGGACGACUUUGUCAGAGACGUAUUGAAGGAGAACCGCGAGCGUGAAGCUGCCCCACUCGCCGGUGGACGUCCAAUGGCCAUGUCCCAAUUCGGCAACAGCUUCGGGGACGGGACAUCGGGCCAGACAGGGGACAAUGACGCCUUUGCAUCGUACCUCUCCUCCCAGAUGAAUUCCGGUGGCAACGCGUCGGACGACGACGACGAUGACGAUUCCGACGACGAUGCUGCGCAUCACAGCUGGGUCUCCGGUCAACAUCAUGCGGGUGGUGGCAGCGGGGCUGGCUUUGAGGACGUCUUUGAACCUGGAUCUGCGGAACGAGUGCGAUCCUCUACUGGGGAUGAUGAGGAGUGGGGUAGCGGCAGCGGUGGCGGGGGGGACGGGUUUGGCGACUUCCAAUCCUCUGCGAACCAGCCCCUCACAUCGGCCGACUGGGCGGCCAAUGCCUUUGACGAGAGUGGACAGGGAGAAGGUACCACCCCGCCCGAGAGCCCGACUUCCUCGACGGAGGAUGACACUCCCUUCGUCGACCUGGCCGAUUCCUCAACCUACCGCAGCGCAGUCCAACAUCGUCGCUCUUCAAGCUCAGAAGCUGGCAGCGGGCUUGCGCAGUUUCGCCAACAGAUGUCUGGCGAGGUGGCCGCGACGAGCUUGGUGGCAAGGAGAAGAAGUAGUAGCGCUAGUUCUGGAUCCGCCUCCGGCUCGACGGACCCCACGGCCGCGCAUGCCGCAGAUGCUGAUGAGCCCUUGGGUCCGGGCGUGGCGAGUGACGCGGAAGUCAAAGGCGGGAUGGUGCAACGCACGCUCGAGGACGGAACUGUCGUUAGCGUGCCGCUGGAUGAUGUGGCUGUGGCUGCUUCCAGCGCUGAGGCGAAUGAGGAGAAGAGAGAAGGGGCUGAGGAGGGGAAGGAGGGAGAGAAGGUGGAAGAGUCAGCAAAGACUGAAUAGUGGUAGAGGAGGCAGUGGUAGUCGUAGAGGAAUAGCAAAAAGGCCGAAGGAUCCAAUGUAGACGAGACACAGCCACACACUCUCACAGCCAUGGAAUGGCGCGUCGUGGCAAUUGUAUCUCAUAUCAACGCCAACCUCUUUUGCUUCAUUUGCCAGAGAACUUCACUUCACUCGAUGAAACAGAUGAAAGCGCU
This is a messenger RNA of Jaminaea rosea, 4078 nucleotides long. Its product is annotated as SAPS-domain-containing protein. The transcript has 3 exons. Lineage: Eukaryota; Fungi; Basidiomycota; Exobasidiomycetes; Microstromatales. The coding region runs from base 210 to 3884 and encodes 1224 amino acids. Gene Ontology annotation, molecular function: protein phosphatase binding; protein phosphatase regulator activity. Gene Ontology annotation, cellular component: cytosol; nucleus. The record is from RefSeq and is a predicted model, not a curated record.